UCGAAGAGAAGUUUUGUAAGUUUGAUUGUUAGGGAAAUUUGGAGUCAAAGUGGAGUCAGAGGAAAUUUAGAAAAUUCUUGAGAGGAUUUUAGGGGUUGGAAGGGUUUUUUGGAAGGAAGCGGGGAAGUUUGGAGAGGUUUAAGGGGUUUGUGGCAGUUGAAUGAGGGUUUAUAGAGACAAAAGCAAAGGAAGGAUGGGCUGAUACAGAUGAUUGAGAAGUUUGAUAAUAAGGAGAAAGAAGUGUGGAAUUUGUUGGAUGAGGUAGUGAAUGAGCCUGUUGAUGAUGUUGUGAAUAAAGUCAUCAAAGGAGACUUAGUGGUUGAUGUGGGCAAUCAACAGAGUUGUAAAGAAGUUGCUGUGGAUUGGGAGGUUCAGAACAGACAGGCUGCUUUCCAAAAAGCAUUAAUAAACCUCAGGAAUAAAGGCCAAAGCAUUUCCCAAAAAGAAAUAAAGAAUAAGUUAGACUGCCUUGAGAAACUUAUAAAAUGCAAGGAGUACUCAGACAUAGAUACAUACCAGCUAGGUUACUCCCAAGAAGUAGUAGACGAGUGAAAUAACUUCCUCGUAACACAGGAGCAAGAAGCCCCUCAGGAGGUGCUCGAAGUCCUUCGACGAAAGCAGAAUCCUGUAAAGAAGGUUUCAGAGAAUCCAGAUCAGCUCAAAGUUGCAGAUGAGCUUAUCAAGAAGAUGAAACAAGAGAGAUUGUAUAAAUAAGCUUAAGGAAAAAGAGAAAAGGGCCUUGCUCAAAGAAAAACUUCAGAAACAAGAGCAGCAGUUCACUAAGCGUCAAGCCGAAGCCGAAGAAGAUGCCAGGAAGCAACGUCAUGAGAAGUUGAUCAAAAUAAGGGAGAAAGAGGAGAUGAGGAAGAGACGCAUUCUUGAAAACCAGAAUAAUUACGUUACUAAUCUCAAGAAAGUCCCUAUUCCACUCUACAAGAAAAUUGAGAAGCAAUUUGAAGAGGACUAUACCAUUUCAGAGCUUGAGAAGCGCAAAAAGGAGCUAGCAGUGAAACGGAGUUUCAUGAAACCCAUAGAUCCACUGGAGAUCGCUAAUCAUGAGAAGGAAUACGAAGAAAAAUUAAGAAUUGAACAAGCUAAAAGAGAAAAUAAGUACAAACUCGAUAGUGAUUAUGACCAUAAGAAGUAUCACUCUGUCUUCUUAGAUAAUGUGCUUGACUCAGAUGCAAAGGCAAAAGAGGCUAUCUUCAAGAAAAGCCGUCAGUCCAACGAGUUAUGUACUAAAAAGAAGAACUACUCUAAAGUAAUCAUGGAGACCUAUAAGCCACAAAUCUCCAAGAGAAAGAAAAUUGAAAUGGAGCUAAUCAAGCAGAAUUUGAUCCAGCCAAGAGCUUAUGAUAGAAUCACCAAGAAGGUAUCUUCCACUAGAAACUCAGACAGAAGCGGGCUCUAUAAAAGAAAUCAUUCAGUAGAGGCUCGUAGCCCCAGAAGAAACAGAAAGAAUGAUCCAGACUGGAGAUCGAUGAAUAGAAUAGUCGGACCUCCAAAACCAGAGAAAUAGCUUCGUCAAGAUCGACUACUUAAAAAGAAGUUAUAGAGACAAACCUGAUGAGCAUUCUGAGUAUAAGCAAAAUGAUUGGAAAAGUGAGAUUAGAAAAUACGAUGGAGAGGACCGCAUAAAUUACAUGAAAGAGAAAGCAAGGACCAUCGAGGAACUUGCUCUUCGGAAAGAGAAACACCUCAAGCUACUAGACCAGGACACCAAUGAAGAAAGGAAUGAAGUAAACGACAUGAUUAUAGACUCUAUAAAGGCCAAGAUAGCACUGCUGGACAACAUUGACUAAUAAUUCUAUAUUCUGAGUUCCAAGA
Messenger RNA from Moneuplotes crassus, 1827 nucleotides. NCBI's taxonomy places the organism in Eukaryota, Ciliophora, Spirotrichea, Euplotida, Euplotidae. The record is from the annotation of a GenBank genome assembly.